ACCCCAAGAGGGGAGUGAAGCAUUGAAUAUAUUAUAUAGCCCAACAACAUGGCAGUAGCAAAAUGUGCUUACGUAGCCUACUUAUUUUUUCUUAGCUUGGGAUUUUGUGGUGCUUAUAGAUUCCCCCCUCCCAAGCCUGAUCAAGAAGCUGAUCAUAAACAAGAAGGCCAUGGCAUCCAAGGAGGAAUGUGGUCAUGGGGAAAAGGCGGCGGUGAUGGCGGCGCCGUUGGAGGAGUUGGCAGCGCUAGUGUCAAUUCAGGUCCUGGAUUUGGCGUUGCUGGUGGGAAUAUUGCUGGUUCCGUCGUUGAUCUUGGUACCGUUCAGGGUUCUGGGGUUGGUGUAGGAGGUUCUGGAGGUGGUUUCGGUUCUGGCCAAGGGAGUGGAGGCGGUUCCUGCACUGGGAACGACUGUGGUGGAGGAGGUUCUGUAGGUGGUUCUGGUUAUGGCUGGGGCAGUGGUUCUGGUUCUGGUGGCGGCUCCGGCUCCGGCUCCGGCCAAGGGAGUGGAGGUGGUUCCGGCACUGGGAGCGGCUGUGGUGGACGAGGUUCUGGAGGUGGUUCCGGUUCUGGCGGGGGCAGUGGUUCUGGUUCUGGUGGCUGCUCCGGCUCCUGCUCCGGCUCUGGCCAAGGAAGUGGAGGUGGUUAUGGCGGUGGCCCAGUCGGUUGGAUCCCAUCGUUCGAAAUUCCUGGUUUUACUAUCGGUGGUAUUGGAUGGGGUGGUCUCCAGUGCACACCGGUUAAUUGUCCCGGUGAUGGAUGCGGUUCAAUGAGAUUGUACUUCGAUUAUGGCAACCACAAGGACGGCAAGGAAGGCGACGGCCAUCAUGAUCAUGAUCAGGACCAUAAUGGCGUAAAGAGGUCCACAGAUGAAAGCCAUGGCGAGGAUAUUGUAGAGCACAAGUUCGAUCAUCGUGACCAAAAGCACAUGAGAGAUGCCAUGGCCCCAAAGUCAGGCUAGGUGGACCUGGGGCAAGUCCGCUGAUCAGCUGCAGGGCGGACGUACUUCAAUAAAACAUGUGCUGUAUAUAUAUAUAUACACACACACCUUAAUAAAACUUUCAGACCGAUCUGUUCUAAU
Molecule: messenger RNA, 1077 nt
Organism: Juglans microcarpa x Juglans regia
Lineage: Eukaryota; Viridiplantae; Streptophyta; Magnoliopsida; Fagales; Juglandaceae
Product: glycine-rich cell wall structural protein 2-like
Exons: 1
Coding region: 49-957 (302 amino acids)
Source: RefSeq, a predicted model, not a curated record